Molecule: messenger RNA, 1344 nt
Organism: Kickxella alabastrina
Lineage: Eukaryota; Fungi; Kickxellomycota; Kickxellomycetes; Kickxellales; Kickxellaceae
Product: kinase-like domain-containing protein
Exons: 3
Coding region: 1-1344 (447 amino acids)
Biological process (GO): protein phosphorylation
Molecular function (GO): ATP binding; protein kinase activity
Source: RefSeq, a predicted model, not a curated record
AUGCGGGCAAUUCUCCUUGAGAGAAGGCCAUCGCAGAAUGUCAGGGGCAGACCCACAGCAGAUGCCAUUGGCGAGAAACUCGAUGAGUACUUUCCGGACCAUGAUUUGGACAAGCCCAUUGUGCAGUCUACAAUGCUUGAAACCACCGGCCCUGUGCUAAGCAGCCUUCCGAUGCCGGUGCCGGUGCCGGUGCCGGUGCCGGUGCCGGUGCCGCUGCCCAGCAUCGUCAGCAGCAUCGAGCUGUCCUCAGCGCCGACGCAGCAGCAGCCACCGCCAAUACUGCGGCGCAAAUCGACAAAGCUCUGGGGCUGUAUUCCCGAGGAGAUCCGGCCGCGCGAGCAGUACCAGCAGCCGCUGUCGGCCAAUAACAACGAGAUUGAUGCAUUGGCAAAGGUCAAACUGCAGCCAAUCACGAUCCAGUGGAUCAAGGGCAAGCUGAUUGGCAAGGGAUCAUUUGGGCAUGUCCAUGUGGCGAUCAACGCGGCAACGGGCGAGGUCAUCGCGGUGAAGCAAAUCCGGCUGCCAAAGUCGCUGUGCGCGGCCAAGAGCGGGGCGCAGAAGGGCCGCAACGCGGGGCAGUUGGAGGAGGCGAUCCGCAUGAUGUACACCGAGGUCGAGCUGCUGAAGGACCUGGACCACGAGAACAUCGUGCAGCUGCUCGGGUUCGAAGUAGUCAGCGAUGUCAUCAGCAUGUUCCUCGAGUACGUGUCGGGCGGCACGGUGCAUUCUUUGGUGCAGCAGCACGGGCCGCUGCCGGAGUCCGUUGUCCACUCGUUCCUGCGGCAGAUCGUCGCCGGGCUCGGGUACCUGCAUGACCGCGGCAUCCUGCACCGCGACAUCAAGGGUGCCAACAUCCUCGUUGACGAGACCGGCACGUGCAAGAUUUCCGACUUUGGCAUUUCGCGCAAGGCUGACCACAGCAGUCUGGCGGCGAUUUUUGGCGGCUCCGAGCAGCCGGCCGCCCGUGGGCGCAUCAUUGGGACCGUGCCGUUUAUGGCGCCCGAGGUUGCACGUGCGUCACGGUACACGGCAGCGGCGGACAUCUGGUCGCUCGGCUGCGUUGUUGUGCAGAUGUGGUCUGGGCGGCAGCCUUGGGACGAGCUGCAGGAGCCGCAGGUGUUUUUCAAGCUGGGCAGGGGCGAGGCGCCGCCAAUCCCCGAUGAUCUGACCGAGGCCGGUUUAGAGUUUUGCAAAAACUGCUUCGCUGCCGAUCCCCUGCAGCGAUGGCCAGCCGACGAGCUUGCGCAGCUGUCAUUUGCCCAGGUUGCCAGGGAUUACGAAUACCCCUACUAUACUGCUGCGGCCGCGAGCUCAUCGACGCAUAAUUCCGGGUACUGGCAGUAG